AUGGCGAAUUCUCCGUCGCACAAGUCCAGUCGGAGCCCAGCCUCGUCCACCUCCGGCGGCCAAGACUCCCUUUCACAUUCCAGAGAUCGCCGCGAUGCCGUAGCCUCCUCCGUAUCCGCAUCCGCCUCUGCCGACGACCCCGUGCCGGUUGAGACACUGGUGGAACAUCUCCUUGCUGCCAAACGCUCCCUAUCGUCGAUGACGGCCGUUCUGCGUGCCAAUGAGAUAGCCACCAACGCCCGUCAGGCCCACGAGGAGGCAGUCGUUUUAUAUGCCGAGAGCCAGUUCUUGCAGCGCGCCAUCUCUGAGCAAUUAGCGCUGCUGAUGAAGGUUCGCCGCGGGCUUAAGAGGACCUACGAUGCCGGGAAACGCGACUUCAAGAAUCUCGUCAAGACGAUGGACGCGACGAAUGAGAAGCUGCAAGAUACGAUGGCCAUGCUGAAGAAUACCACAGUAGAGAGUGUAUUCAGACCCCCCGGCGAGGAGCGACGGAACUUGAUGGACUUUGUGGACGAAAACAGCGUCCACGUCAUGGUCGAGGCUCUGAAACAGAGCCUCGGAGAGCUGCAGGCCAUUCAAACAUCAUUUGAUGGCGAUCUACUUCGUUUCGACGACGAUCUGCGAGCCCUGAAGAAGACGGCAGUCUCACCACCUGUGACUCGAUCUCCAUCCGACUCAUCCUCCUACGACCCGAUCCCUGAACUCCUUGUGUCCCUCGUCGAUCACUCGCAUCUCAUGGCACAACUUUUAACGUCACUUACGAAACACUUUGACCUCUGCGUCACGGCAGUCCGGACAACGGAAGGUGGCGCGGCUCUCGCUCGCCGUAGGGCGGCGGAAGUGACGCAGUCCCAAGGUGGUGACGGCGUCUCGAUAUCGGGAGUAAUUGCAGACCAGGAGUCACACAUGCCGGACCUCGAGCCCACCACGACACAGGACCGUGCGGAUAUGCUUGAUAUUGUCGUGAGCGACGCAGCUGAAGUCGAUAGCGUCAUUCAAGAGAUCAACGAGAGACUGCACGCGAUGGAAGAGGACUUCGCAGCUCUAACACAGCAGACAGAGCGGAUCAAGGCGGCUUUCCUCGGGACGCUGGAUGCCUUCACGGCGCUGGAGGACACGGGCGGCAGGGUAGCGAGUUACAUCGCUAGCGAGGCCGAGUUUCUGCAGCGCUGGGAGGACGAGCGCUACACCAUUUACGGUAAACUCGGAGAGAUGGACGACCUUAGAGACUUUUACGAAAAGUAUGCGGGCGCGUACGACAACCUGAUCUUGGAGGUUGAGCGACGACGACUCGUGGAGGACAAGAUACAAAACAUCUGGCGCAAAGCGAAAGACAGCGUCGACAAGCUUAUCGAGAACGACAGGAGGGAGCGGGAGGGUUUCCGUCAGGAUAUAGGCGAGUUUAUCCCUACAGACCUGUGGCCCGGUAUGGAUGCCGGGAUGAAACGGUUGGAGCUCGUGGCGGUUGACGACGGCACGGCGGAGGAGGAUGCGAGCGGAGGGCAGAGAAGCACGCCAGCGCUGGACAGGAGCGUUGUGGAUGCCGCCAGGGACAGAUUGGAGCGAAGCCAACAGCGGUAG
Colletotrichum truncatum is the source of this 1581-nucleotide messenger RNA. Its product is annotated as Autophagy-related protein 17. Gene Ontology annotation, molecular function: molecular adaptor activity; protein kinase activator activity. The record is from RefSeq and is a predicted model, not a curated record. Gene Ontology annotation, cellular component: Atg1/ULK1 kinase complex; phagophore assembly site. NCBI's taxonomy places the organism in Eukaryota, Fungi, Ascomycota, Sordariomycetes, Glomerellales, Glomerellaceae. Gene Ontology annotation, biological process: autophagy of mitochondrion; autophagy of peroxisome; autophagosome assembly.